GCUUCGCUGCCGGCUUUGUACUGGCUAAGCUCGCACGUUGAGGCCCUUGUGAUCGCGUAAGAACGCGUGAGAGCAUCUCACCGAGCACCGCUGCCAGUCAACUCUGCCAGCCAACGCUGCCAGCCGGCCGCCACCGCGCUCACCAUCACACUAACCAGGGAGGACCGCCCGCGCCGCACACAAAUAAUGGCCGACGCCCCGCCGCCGAAGCGGAGCAAGUUCUCCGACGCACCGCCGCCGCAGGAGCCCGAUGAUUUGGUCUCGAGCUUCCUGAAAGAAAUAGCCGAAAAACCGGCACCGCCGAAGCCGCCGCUGCCCCCGGCUCAAAACAUGAAGCCGCCCCCCAAGAUCUACUUCGACGUUUUGAGAGGCGAAGGUGAUGAUGAAGGAGAGUUACUUGGGAGACUAGAUUUAUCUGGCGCCUCCCAAUUAACUUUUGGGAGAGACGCAUCGAGGGUCGACGUCCCGCUCGAGCACGGCUCCGUCUCGAGGCACCACGCGACGAUCACCUUCGACGCGGACGUGGCCUACAUCUCGGACAUUAAGUCGACGCACGGGACCUACGUUACUACACCAGAUGGCGGUGAGGAAAAGAUCUCCACUCUCACGCGCUUGGACGAAGGCGCCACAGUUAGGUUCGGCGAAUCAUCACGAAGAUAUGUGCUCAGGAGGUCCGCCCAAGGGACGACGCGGGCCGUACAACAGCAGCAACCAGUAAUGCAGGAAGUGACGGUCAUACUCCAAGUGCCCUCAGCAACUUCUGGCCGGUUGACGGGCCAGAAGGGCCGUGCGUUGGAACAAGUGAGGUACCGGACGGGUGCUACGAUGAGGGUUUUACCACCACCGGCCGAGGACAAGGACGAUGGUUUGAGGGGCGUCGAGAUCAAGGGUCCGGUGGAUGCGGUGGCCGCCGCUAGAUUGGAGCUCCUGGCGAUCACGCAGUGCCGGGGAACCCCAGCACCCUUGGGCGGGGACGGCCAGCGCUUCCGCUACGCGUCUACGGUCGUCAGCGCGCGCGGCGACGACGACGACUUGUACGACGGGGGCCAGUUCGGGAAACCUGGGAAGAUCUAAUUUUACAGUCACACACA
Messenger RNA from Pelagomonas calceolata, 1091 nucleotides. NCBI's taxonomy places the organism in Eukaryota, Pelagophyceae, Pelagomonadales, Pelagomonadaceae. The record is from the annotation of a GenBank genome assembly.